AUGUCCUUCUUCAGAAGAGUGUCUAGACCAUUCUACAGCUUUUCCCGAAAAAAAACGGCUUUUUUACGACAUAAUUCGUCCAUUCAAAAGACAGUUAAUCCAAGAACAGAUCUUCUCCUUAAGAUUCUUUAUGAGUCACCAGUUUGUCCGCCUGUUGAGUUUUCAGAGGAAGAACUUGAAAGACAUGAGGUAAUUCAUCGAGCUUGGCAGAUUCAUAAGCGAAUAAAGAGAGAUGAGCUUAAUAAACAGCUUGAAAAGCAAUAUAACAAGAUGAAGAGAGCAUGUGCAGAACUUGAGAAAACAGAUAAGAGAUUAUUUGAUGGAGCCAUGAAAAAAAAAAGAGAAUAUUUCCCAAUAGAAAUGCGUAUACCGACAGAAACACCUCCUCUAGAAGCCUGGAAAUAUAAUUGGAAGAAUUAUCCAGAAAGAUCAGAAAGUGAUGUUUAA
Molecule: messenger RNA, 447 nt
Organism: Pneumocystis carinii B80
Lineage: Eukaryota; Fungi; Ascomycota; Pneumocystomycetes; Pneumocystales; Pneumocystaceae
Exons: 2
Coding region: 1-447 (148 amino acids)
Biological process (GO): mitochondrial translation
Molecular function (GO): structural constituent of ribosome
Source: RefSeq, a predicted model, not a curated record